ACUCCACAAAUAAAAGUAUAAAAACCACUCCGCAUUCCAAAAGGAGGAAGGAACAUUACACACACAACACACAUUCACAUCUCUCUAACUAACGUUUGUUAGUAGUUUGUCCAUACAAAGGCAAUGGCCGUAAUUUCAGGCCUCCGCCAUUCCUCCUUCCUAAAUACGACAGCGGCGGAAGAGAUCAAUGGCGGUCCAGAAGAGAAGGAGAGAAUGAAGCAGAAUACGCCAGCUGCUGCGACGGUCACGCCCGGAGGUGAGGCAUUCGAUCCGGCAGCGCCGCCUCCGUUCAGGAUUGCGGACAUCCGAGCCGCCAUCCCGGCGCAUUGCUGGGUGAAGGAUCCGUGGCGGUCCUUCUCCUACGUCGUCCAGGACGUGGCGGCCGUCGUAGGGUUGCUCUCCGCCGCCGUCUACUUCGACAGCUGGGCUUUUUGGCCGGUCUACUGGGUGGCUCAGGGGACCUUGUUCUGGGCCAUUUUCGUUCUUGGCCAUGACUGUGGGCAUGGGAGCUUUUCAGACAAUCCUGUGCUGAAUAAUGUGGUGGGACAUUUUCUCCAUUCCUCAAUUCUUGUGCCUUAUCAUGGAUGGCGAAUCAGCCACAAGACGCAUCAUCAGAACCAUGGACACGUUGAAAACGACGAGUCAUGGGUACCGCUGCCUGAGAAGUUGUACAAGAAACUGGACUACUCCACCAAAUUCUUGAGAUAUAAAAUCCCAUUCCCCAUGUUUGCAUACCCAAUAUAUUUGUGGUCCAGAAGUCCGGGAAAGAGCGGAUCCCACUUCAAUCCCUAUAGCGCGUUGUUCAGAGCGGAUGAGAGGAAAUUGGUGAUGACUUCAACGAUUUGCUGGGCAGCAAUGGUUGCUUUUCUCUUUUGUGCCUCCACCAUUAUUGGUCCACUCUCUUUGUUCAAGCUCUAUGGUGUUCCCUACUUGAUAUUUGUGAUGUGGUUGGAUACCGUGACGUAUCUGCACCACCACGGUCACGAGCAGAAGCUCCCCUGGUACCGCGGCAAGGAAUGGAGUUAUUUAAGGGGCGGACUGACGACAGUAGAUCGGGAUUACGGAUUGUUUAACAAAAUCCAUCACGACAUCGGGACCCAUGUCAUUCACCAUCUCUUCCCUCAGAUCCCACACUACCACUUGGUGGAGGCGACUAGGGAAGCAAAGAGAGUGCUGGGAAAAUACUACAGGGAGCCCAGGAAAUCAGGACCUAUUCCUUUCCAUCUAAUUCCCAGCUUGGUGAACAGCAUCCAAAGUGACCAUUACGUUAGCGACACCGGCGACGUUGUCUAUUAUCAGACUGACACUUCCCACUUCUCUUCCCUUCCUUCAUCAAAGCUCCAUACCAACUAAACUCUCUUCCAAGUUUAGAUUUUAGUCUUCUUUCCUCCUCUUAGUGCUGAAAUUUUGGUUGGAAAAAAAAGAAAAAAGGGAAAUAGAAUGGUUUGUUGGAACCAAAUUUUAUGUUUAAUUAUUUUGGUUGUUGCGUCGUCUUUUCCGUCGCUGCAAUAAAGAGAUAGUAUUAGGGACAGAAUGUUCGGCGACGACCCUAAAAUCGUUGCUUGAAAUAUGUACUAAGGGACAAUGAUUUUCAUCUUGUCGUGAUAUGAUUAUUAGUGAUGAGAAUUGUUUAUGAAA
Molecule: messenger RNA, 1638 nt
Organism: Sesamum indicum (sesame)
Lineage: Eukaryota; Viridiplantae; Streptophyta; Magnoliopsida; Lamiales; Pedaliaceae
Product: acyl-lipid omega-3 desaturase (cytochrome b5), endoplasmic reticulum
Biological process (GO): lipid metabolic process
Molecular function (GO): oxidoreductase activity, acting on paired donors, with oxidation of a pair of donors resulting in the reduction of molecular oxygen to two molecules of water
Source: RefSeq, a predicted model, not a curated record